Anopheles gambiae (African malaria mosquito) is the source of this 4312-nucleotide messenger RNA. Its product is annotated as ankyrin repeat and LEM domain-containing protein 2 homolog. The record is from RefSeq and is a predicted model, not a curated record. Gene Ontology annotation, molecular function: protein phosphatase 2A binding. Gene Ontology annotation, cellular component: endoplasmic reticulum. The coding region runs from base 2162 to 3631 and encodes 489 amino acids. NCBI's taxonomy places the organism in Eukaryota, Metazoa, Arthropoda, Insecta, Diptera, Culicidae. Gene Ontology annotation, biological process: negative regulation of phosphorylation. The transcript has 3 exons.
UUAUCUAACCUAGAACCUGGCUUGGCAAGCUUCCCCUUGAAUGGGGGGGUGAUUAAUGCAAACGUUUGCUGGAACCAACAUCUCAACGUCCAACGGACAAAGGGAUCAAGCCACUUAUCGUUCUUGCUUCCGUUCUUUCUUUUCUGCGCUGUUUGUUUGCUUAGAACAGACGAUCACAUUUCGCUAGCCUGCCAGCGCGUCACCAAGCGGGGAACCCGGCUUUGCGUAGUAUUUUCGCUACGGGACCGUUUCAAACGUGCCCCAUCGCACGGUGAGCGAAACGCACCGUCAUCGAUUUGCUGCUUCUCCCCAUCAACCCCGGAUGCAGCGCUACGGCAAAUGCUAUCUCAAAAAAAAAAAAAAAAAAAAAAAAAAAAAAAAAAAAAAAAAAAAAAAAAAAAAAAAAAAAAAAAAAAACAGCAGCAAACCACAACCAGCGACGAUGGCAGGAAUGCAGCGCAACCUAUCGCUUGCUCCGUUCGCUCUCGUUGAAUGAUUUUCGAUGACGCUGGUUAAUGUUAUCGCUUUUCCUUUUAACGGCUGUGCUUUACAUUCAGACGCUGGCAAAGGUGAGGCGCGUCGAGCUAACGCCCGACGGUGCGAAGCGAAUGUGCGCGGUAAGUUCAAUCGGCAUGGGUCGGACAGAAAACAUUUUGUCCUUCGCACGGUAGGCACGGUCCGGCAGAGGAGAAGGACGGUUAGCGUGGUCCCACGAUGCGUGCACCCGUUCGUCGUAAAUGGGAAUCGCAAGUAGACAGGCAAAUCAACAGUGUGUGUGUGUGUUUGUGUGCGGGCGCGCCCGCAAACAUUUAUGGUUUUAUCGUGGCUGAAGAAGAGUGGCAACCGUUUUGUUGCUGCUGAGCGUCCCUACCCUACCGAGACCGCCUGCUGUUACCGCAAGCAUCGCAUAAAACUGCUCGCCCCCCCUUCCCGAGGCAAGCACUAUUUCCGUCCGUUGUGUCCCGGCUUUGCUCGUCGAUCGUUGCCAGCGCGCGCGCGCGUUAGCAGAACGUGCCGUCGUGGCGUGCAAUUCGAUCUACAUCCUGGCUGGAUCGAAUCAAGAGCGAGUCGGGCACGUCUCGGCUGCCCUUAACCUCGCAUCGGUCGCAACAAGCAUCGCCCAGCGGCCAGGGCCGGCACAAUUGGCGUGCGUGGCAGGAUGUGGUUUAUCGGUUUGCUCCCCUCGUUCGUGUUCGUUCCGUCGUUCAUUUGCAAAGCGCGGCACGUAUCACGGGGAGCAAAAGUGUUGAAAGAUCCACCCCCCCCCCCCUUGCCAAAAGGGGGAGUGCAAACGAGAAAAGUGGCCCAGGUGCCGAGGUUCAGUAUUGUUUUAGCUUUUGCCCGUGCCAGUAGCCAACUAUUCCCGCAGUGGAAGCCAAUACAGUGUGUCGCGUCGUGCACAAGUGUUCCACUGAAUCUGUGUGUGUGUGUUUUUGAGUGAGAGUGUAUACUGAUCACCUACGUUUGCGUUGGAAAAACGAACAGCCGGGAUUGCGAUUGUUCACUCUUGCGAAGGUAUGGAAGCGUUAUAGUUGGGUUGUUGUUAGGGACAGCAGUCGAUAAUGUAAUGUGCUUCGGUACUGAUCUGGUGAUCUGUGCAAUAGUCCGGCUGAUAGAGCAACCUACUGUGAUCGCUAUCGGUACAGAGACUUUGAUCACACAGCAUAGUGCGGGCUAGGUGGCUGAUUGAUAGUUGGAGUUUUGGAACCGCGCCUAGGUCGCUCCAUCAAACAGGAACAAUUAAAGUGCGAAAUCAAAGAUCAGUGGAUUAGAUCAAAACUCGUUUAUGGCAUCAAAACUAAAUGAGUCUGUGAAAGCUGGCUAUUUUUUUUAUUGUCGUUACAAAACAAGCUACCAUGUCAUGAGCUUUUAUUAGUUUCUUAGUUAAAUAGACGAACGAUUUUUAAGCGUAGUCCUUUUGCAGGAACUUUGGCCUAAUUGUUGGAACAUUAGUUAUAGGAACCAUUUCUGAAGAGACCCUUGUGCAGAAGUGAACUUCUUCAGGUUCAUCCUCAUAAUUUUCACCAAUUAUUUUGAACAGAUUGUUUCGUUCACCCCUAUCGCCCGUUGCGUUGUGCAGUUUGUGCUUUCCAUCCCUGUCGCUGUGUGUUUGAGCUUUUGUUUUUGUGCUUUGCCAACAAGUGUUAGCCCGACGAAUAUCAUGCCGUUUUAUGCGCUUGUGCAUGCUGAAGGAGAGCCUAGCUCGUUCGACCAGAAGGAGGAAGCGCUGGCCGCCCUGCGCGAAUCCCAGGAGGGGCAGCUUCUACCGUUCCAGGACAAACCAUCGCUGGACAACUUUCUGGCCAAUCCGACGGAUGGGUAUGAGGCUAGCCGCGGGCUGACGGGCAACGCGACCCAACCAGUCAUCACGCACGUUACGCCGUCGCCGGCGCUGCAGCAACGGUUCAUCAAGGCGGUUGGGAUGGGCGACUUGGGACAGGUGAGCAGCCUGGUCCGCCAGGUGCCCGGGCUGCUGAUCGACAGCACGGCCCAUCCGCGCCGGUUCGCUGCCGAGCGGCUGAACGCGCUGCACAUUGCCGCCCGGUACGGUGCGAACCAGGUCGGCGAGUUCAUCCUCGCGAUGGUCGCGUCCGGCGCGAUCGCCAAGGUGUACGCGGGCAGACGGAGCACCAUCCCGGACGCGGCCGUGCUGACCGUCCAGCUGCUCGACGACUAUCUCAACGGGGCGGAGAUGGACGCGGCCGAGACGCCGCUCCACCUCGCGGCCAAGUACGGCUGGAAGCCGAUGGUGCGCAUCCUGGUCGCCUACCCGCAGUGCGAGAUGAAGCGCAACAGCAGCGGACAGUUCCCGCAGGACCUGGUGUGCGAGAGUGCCACCCCGGAGCGCAACACGCACGAGUGCCGGCGGGCCAUCGACAAGCUGCUGCGCGACUCGUACUUCGUGCCGCUGAUACGCACCGAGUCCAACGUCGAGCUGCCGUACAUUGGCGAGCCGUUCGCGCGCCGCCAUCUACCCGACCUGGGCAACGUAGGCACGAUCCGGAAGUUGCGGUUUCUGCGCAUCAUCACCGCGUUCGCCGGGCCGAUGUCGCUGAGCGAGGCGCAAGCCUUCCGGCGGGAGUGGAAGACGCCGCCCCGCGUGGUCGUGCAUGCGAACGCGGGGCCCGGCACACCGACCAGCAGCUACCAGUACCGGUGCGAGCUGACCGGCCGGCUGUACGAUCGGGCGCACCGUCACCAGGCGGCCGGGAUCGGCGAGCGUGCAUUUCGCCGAGCGCACGUCGACUGCGCGAUGGAGCGCAUCGGCCGUUCGCUCGCCCGUACCAAGGGCGUCGAGUGGAAGGAGUACUGGGCGUUCCUGGGCGCCUAUCAAAACCUGAGCGACACUCAGGCACUGGCGAUCUUCGAGCGAUAUCUCGAACGGCAGGUGGAGGUGGCGCGCGCCCGCCCGGACCACGAUCCGGUCGCGAUCGGCGGCAAGCAGACGCAUCCGCAGAACCUGUGGGCGCUCUGCGCACUGCGCAACGUGUCGUACGAUGCGAGCACCUACCCGUUGGUGAGCCGCUGGCAGCGCAAGAUGCACACCCUCUAUGCGGCGCUGCUGAACAAGGACGGGGCCGAUGCGAAAUCGCCCAACCCGAUCGCGAACGUGGGCCGCAUCUCGUCCUAGGCGGUUGAGCCUGUUUGAUUUUUCGUUUUUAUUCCUUCCCUUGCCUACUGACAUUCCGAACUAUGAUCGAGUUUGCUGCAGCGGUGCAGCGCUUUUUGAAGAUUUGUUUUGUUUUAUUACGUAAUACAUUAUUUGCUUCAUUCAUAUCGAUACAUUAAGCGUUAUAUCAUACAAAGCGAAGGGAAAGAUUGAAAUGCAAUCAAAGCACAGUGAAUGAAGGCAGGGUAUACAGCGCAUAUACGCACAACAUACUUUGAAAACAAAGUUUAUGAAAGUUUUGAAAAUCUUAAAUCGUUUAUUUCUUUGAUGUUAAAAUUAUUUUCUGACAAUUUCUUUUCUUCAACUACUAAAUGGAUUUUUUUUUAUAAAUAUCAGACCGUCGUACUCAAAAUGUCAAAUUGUUCAAACGAACUUGAAUCUACAUUGAUGUCUAAAAUAGAGAUGUUUAAGCAAUAAGGCCUUUUUGGAUCGUUACUCCUGAAUAAAAAAAAUAGAGACGUAAACAAUGCACAAACUAUUUACUGCACACGGUACGCUAGUGGUUGCUAAGCGAGCAAUCGAAUAUAAAAAUAGCUUCUAAUAUCGCACCUUAAACUUUGUUUAUUUCAAUAAAGCAUACACACAGCGAACCGACAAACAACAAGGUUUUAUUUUUAUUUUUAAAUGGUUUUUAUUUUGAGA